Messenger RNA from Aureobasidium namibiae CBS 147.97, 639 nucleotides. RefSeq lists its product as uncharacterized. Gene Ontology annotation, molecular function: DNA-binding transcription factor activity, RNA polymerase II-specific; RNA polymerase II cis-regulatory region sequence-specific DNA binding. Bases 1 to 639 code for a protein of 212 amino acids. Gene Ontology annotation, cellular component: transcription regulator complex; PcG protein complex. NCBI's taxonomy places the organism in Eukaryota, Fungi, Ascomycota, Dothideomycetes, Dothideales, Saccotheciaceae. The transcript has a single exon. The record is from RefSeq and is a predicted model, not a curated record. Gene Ontology annotation, biological process: regulation of transcription by RNA polymerase II.
AUGACUUCGACUAGAGGCCAACUCCCUCUCUCACCACCACCGAUGCGCUCGGAUUCUGUGGUUGAGACUACUCACAGUCCCACUUCCAUGGUCGGCCAAUCUUACUUCCUCGGAUCGUCUCUGAACAAUGUAGAACCCCAUCAACAGAGGGCGAUGCCCGUGAAGCGUCAUUCUGUACCCAUGCCAAGUGGUGGCAUGUAUACAACAUCGCCCUAUACGAUGGCUUACAAUUCAUCGCCUAGCGCGAUGUCGACCAGCUCUUACUAUUCAGCCGACGGUGUCUACGGAAUGAACGGCGUCUACCAACAGCGACCGCUCCCGUCGAACUUUCCUCCGGUCAUGCCAGGUGCUGUGAUUGCAGCAGCUGACAUUCCUGCACCCAACAUGUGGGAGCAUCACCAUUAUAUCGCCCCUUCUAGUCAGGCAACAUACUCUCAAUCUCAGGAUCGCUAUGUCUGUCCGACUUGCAACAAAGCAUUUUCGCGGCCGAGCAGUCUCAAGAUCCACAACCACAGUCAUACGGGAGAGAAGCCGUUCAAGUGCACGCAGGUGGGAUGCGGAAAGGCGUUCAGUGUCCGGAGUAACAUGAAACGCCAUGAGAGAGGCUGCCAUGUGGGAUUGUCCAACAUGAUGGCUUGA